Messenger RNA from Theobroma umbraticum, 2295 nucleotides. The record is from RefSeq and is a predicted model, not a curated record. NCBI's taxonomy places the organism in Eukaryota, Viridiplantae, Streptophyta, Magnoliopsida, Malvales, Malvaceae.
UUUCUCACAAUUUUCCUGCAAAAUUUAAGCAAAAAGAUCGCCAUUCGUCAACAUUUCCGGCCCUGAUUAUACAAACCGGAAAAAGAAAGAAUCCGUUUGGAUGGCGGUCGCUUCUCCGUCUGCACCAAGCUUUUCGGUCUCUUUCCGUUGCAGAGGCGCUGCAGAGUCUUGCAUUUCCAAUCGCCUGACGCGGUUUCCUUCCGUUGCGUUUACGCGUCCCCACCACCGCCAGUCUCUACCUUACGUCAAACGGCUCUCCAUUGCGUCGAGUCUAAAUUCGUCAAGAUCCUCCCAGGAUGGCGACGUUCAAUACGAGUUUCAACAAAGGGGCCGGCAGGAAGGGUCGCCAGUCUACGUGAAGCUCCCCGUGGACGUGGUGGGUCCGACGGCGGGACAGGUACGGCGCGCAGAGACCAUGCCCUAUUCGCUCCAUGCGUUGGCUGCGGCUGGGGUGGAAGGCGUGGUGCUGGAGAUUUGGUGGGGACUGGUUGAGAGAUAUGCGCCUGAAGUUUACAAUUGGCAUGCGUACAUGGAGCUGGUGAAGUUGGCCAUGCGCAGCGGAUUGAAGGUUCGGGUCGUUAUGGCUUUUCAUCAGUGCGGUACGGGACCUGAUGACCCUCACUGGAUUUCUCUCCCUACUUGGGUGCUUCAGGAGAUUCAGCAAAAUCCUGAUUUAGCAUAUGCUGACAAAUUUGGUAGAAGAAAUAUGGAAUAUAUUUCCCUGGGAUGUGAUACUCUUCCUGUCUUGGUGGGACGCUCACCUCUCCAAGCAUAUGCAGAUUUCAUGAGGAACUUCAGAGACACCUUCAGACAUUUUCUUGGUUUUAUAAUUACUGGAAUCCAAGUUGGGAUGGGUCCAUCUGGUGAACUAAGGUAUCCUUUGUGCACUUUUGAACUAAGGUAUCCUUUGCGCAGUUCUGAAAGGCUGACAUGGUCUAGGCACUCACAUGAACUUGGAGAGUUUCAAUGCUAUGAUAAGUAUAUGCUGGCAUCUCUGAAUGCCCGUGCUAAAGACAUUGGGAUGCCUGAAUGGGGCAAUGGGGGUCCUGUUGGUGCUAGCAAUUUGAUUCAAAAUCCUGAAAAUACUGACUCUUUUGAAAGUGAUAGUGGUUCAUGGAAUACACCGUAUGGUAAAUUUUUUCUUGAAUGGUACUCAGGGAUGCUCCUUUGGCAUGGGGAGAUGAUAUGUAGGGAAGCUGAGAGCAUUUUUCAGGGUACUGAAGUUAAUAAAUCAACAAAAGUGGCAGCGAUAUACCGGCAUUAUGACACACUGUCUCAUCCAUCGGAGCUAACAGCUGGCUACUAUAAUACUUCCUCCAGAGAUGGAUACCUUCCUAUUGCUCGCAUGUUUGCUCGGUGUGGGUUUACACUGUGCUGCACUGGUUUUGAAAGGCAAGAUGCAGAAGAGAAAAAGAGGAACCCUGUAAGUAGUCCAGAGGGAUUUCUCAGGCAGCUUCUGUUGGCUGCAAAGGUUUGUGAUGUACCACUAGAGGGAGAAAAUUAUGCAACUACUUUUGAUGAUGAAUCAUUUCAACAGGUGCUCAAAAUGUUAAAAUUCUAUUCAUAUGGUCAAGAAAAGUACUCCCUUUCAUUCAACUUUGAGAGGAUGGACAAAAACUUAUUUGAUAAUCAUAAUUGGAUCCGUUUUGUUCGUUUUGUGAAGCAAAUGUCUGACGCCAAUACUUUUCGAGCCAACUUAGGCAUUGAAGAUGAUAUGCACUGGUCCUCCGCAUCAUCACUACCCGCAGCAUCCAGCAUGGGUCCUUAUGCUAAAACCAUGAUUCUCCUUCUCCUUCUAGUCUAUCUCGAUCCUUUCAUAGGCAGAGUCAAGGCCAUGGAGCAUGCUGCAACUGCAGCAAACUCUGCAACUAAUAAGGGUAUGAAUCAAGUGAAAAUGAGGAAGCUGACACUAGAAGUUGACACUCUAAGGGACUAUAACCCGAUUCCAAAUCCUAAACAUGAACCACCGCCGAAAGGAAAAUCUGGAGCACCAGCAGGAGGUGGCAACUGAACCUGAGCUAUAUAAGCUAGUAUUUUAAUUCAAAGUUGAAGGCCCUCGAGAAGGAUUACUUUCUUCUACUACUAAACUAUGCUCUUUUGGUGGCCCUUGAGAAGUACUACUUUCUUGUACUACUAAACUAUGCUCUUUUGGUGGCUUUUGAAUCUACGAAGUUGCUUUCUUCUUCUUUUUGGGGAUUGUCUGUAAGCUCUAUGAGCAAUUUUAAUUGCUUCCAAGUUAUGAAUAAAUGUAAAUAAUGGGUGUCUCAUGGGCGUAUUCAAGUCUUUUCUUCCUUA